Molecule: messenger RNA, 4181 nt
Organism: Choloepus didactylus (southern two-toed sloth)
Lineage: Eukaryota; Metazoa; Chordata; Mammalia; Pilosa; Megalonychidae
Gene: TTC22
Product: tetratricopeptide repeat domain 22
Exons: 7
Coding region: 553-2259 (568 amino acids)
Molecular function (GO): protein binding
Source: RefSeq, a predicted model, not a curated record
ACUGCAGGAGGUGGGAGGGUAGCUUCUGCAGCGGGAAGGGCCUGUUCUAACUCUCCUCCUAGGCAGCAAGCUCACACAGAGAAGGGAAGGCAGCACCCAAGGAGGAAAGGCCCAGCUGGGGUUCAGCAAACUGGGGUUCCAGGCCUGCCUCAGCAAGCCCCAGCUCUGUGACCUGGGCAAAUCCUUUCUCUCCCCCGAGCCUCUCUCAUCUGCUGAGCAUAAAGAGUAAAAAAGAAGCCUUUUGCCAAGCACCGAGUUGGCGCGCCCUGCAUUUGGCAACGCACCUGUUUUUCUGGUGCACCUGGUUGUGCAAUGCAGGCGUCUAAAAGCCGCUGAACAGCGAAAGCGGAAACACCACAGGGCGCUCCCGGAGCCGAGGCUCGGACCCACCCAUCUGCGGGAGGCGGCCACGGGAGCAGGAGGCUGCUGCGCCCUGGGCCUCCUUGCGCUGACCCUUGCCUCCCGCGCCGGGCUCGCUCAGGGGGCGCCCACAUCCACGGCCCUCUCCAGCCUCCGGGGCCAAGGCGAGCCCUGGAGAGCAGCGGGACAGCCAUGGAGGAGCCGGAGGCCGUGGCCGAGGACCUGGACGCCCUCAUCGACGACCUGGACUACCUCCCGGGCCAUUUCCACCUGGAGAUGCAGCUGAACUUCGAGCCGCGCUCGCCGGCCCGGCUUCGCGCCCGGGACCUGAAGCUGCAGCGGGAGGGCUUGCGGCAAGAGCUCGAGCUGGCGGCUGCCCCGCAGCGCCCCGCCGUGCGCCAACUCCUGGGAGCCUUCGCCUUCUACCUGGAGGAGCUGGACGAGGCCCGUGAGCGCUUCCUCGAGGUGACCCGCGAGGACCCGGGCAACCUCAACGCCUGGGCCAACCUGGCGCACGUGUACGGGCAGCUGGGGCAGGAGGACGAGGAAGAGGCGUGCGCCGGGCGGCUGGCAGGACUCAUGGGCCUGGAGGCUGGCCCGGAGGCGGCCGGGGGGCCCCAGCUGCGUGCGGCGCGCUGCCUGGCGGAGCAGGGAUACGCGCACGGCUUCGACGUAGGCUGCGCCAGCCCGGCGGAGCGCGCGCGGGUGCUGGCGGCGGGCAUCGCACUCUACGAUAAGGCGCUGGGCUACGGGCAGCAGAUCCCGAUAGAGGAGAAAAGGAGCUGGUACUUCACCAUGGCAACGCUCUUCAUCAGGUUGGAUGGCAUCUUCCUGGAGCUGGGCAGUGAGGAGCAGAAGAGGCUGCCCGCCUUCAACCGCACGCUGGCUCUGCUCCGGCAAGUCCUCAAGUCCUCGGACCCCCACCACCAAGCUCUGGCCUGGUGCUACCUUGGGAUGCUACUGGAGAGAACAGACACCUUCUCCACCACCCCCAUGGGCGUCCAUGACUACGGUUACUCGGGGACUGACUCCCUGGACUGCUUCGGCAAGGCCAUCGAAAUUGCCAAGGACCACCCCCCUAUCCUGAAUCGCCUGGCCAAAAUCUUUCACUUCCUAGGAAAGCAGGAUAUGGCCAUUGGAACCUGCAACAUGGCACUGGAUGUCCUCCGAGAUCCGGAGCUCAACUGGCAGGCAUACUGCACACGGGCCAAGCAGAUCCACAUCAAAGCCUACCUGCACGACCUGGAGCGGGCCAAAAUGGGGCUUGGAGGCAUGCCUGACAGGAACCACCUCGCCUGCGCCAAGGCUGACCUCGAGGAAGUGGUCAAGGUGUGCCCAGGACUCAAGACCUACCUGGACAUUGGCCAGGUCUACUACUACAUGGGCGUGGACGCGGUGCAGGAGCUGAUGGCUGUGGACGAGGCGGCGCUGAACCAGGCUCUGGUCUUCCUGGCCAAGGCCGGGGAGUCGGAGCUGGGCGCCACGCUGCCCGAGCUGCAGCUGCUGCGCGGCAAGUGCCUGCGCAUCAAGGGCGAGGAGGCCAACGCGGCGGCCUGCUUCAAGCGCGCCGUGGAGCUGGACGACGCGGGCUCGAACCACACCGAGGGCUUCGGCUGCCUGCUUGAGGCGCUGCUGGCGCAGUGGAGCCAGGCGCAGCUGAGCGACGGCGAGCUGGGCCGCGAGGUGGACGCCUGGCUGCGCCGUGCCCAGAGCAAGUAUCCGGCGGCGCGCCUGCGCCAGGAGCUGCAGCGCGUGUGGCGCGGCCACACGGACGAGGUGCUGGGGCUGGCCCGAGCCUUAGUGGCCCAGGGCCGACCGGCGCUGGUGCGGCUGCUCUUCGAGACCAUGGAGUUCGAAGGCGAGAGCGCACCACGAGGUCGCCGGGCACUCUCCGUCUGAGGCGCCUGCGCGCAGGCUGGAGGCCUCAAGGGGCCCCAGGCACAUGUCAUUGGACCGGGGUUGAGCGCGUGCCACCAGGCCGCCCUGCGAUUGGCUGGCGUGUGAGAGGAGCCAAUCAGAUCUCUCUCGGGUUUGGAGAAUGGGCAGUUUGAGGUGCCGGUGGAGGCAGGACUUUGGGAGAGCGAGGGAGGCUGGGGGCAGGCGUGCGAGGCUGAUGAGGAACUGCCGGUUGAGGAGCAUGCAGAAUAAGAUGACUGCUUGUCUCCUGAGAGAAACCGGUGGUUUUUCUAGUCCCCUUGCUCAAGCCCUGAUGCCUGACUAUCUAUUAUUGGAUUCCCAUGAACCGUAUCCUAUCCUUAAAAUAAACUCUUUACUUAAGUUGGCCGGAGUGGGUCUCAGGUCCUGCUACCGGAAAAGCCCUGGCUGGAACAGAGGGCAAAGUGGCACAGUGAGCGACUUAAGGAGCAGAGCCCUAGCCUAAACCUGGGCACUCAGGGCUCCUUCCUCUCUGAAAAUUUUCCAGCAGGCCUCUUGCCCUUGGCCAGCUUGGUGGGAAAGACCUCCCAAACAUCCUGAAAUACAGCCCAUCAAGAGAACCUUUGCCUCACGUUCCCUUCCUUGCGGGAACCUACAAGCCUUGCCCAUCAGGAAAUGCCACCUGCACCCCAUCUUGAACCUUCUAUGAGAGAAGGAAAAUCUUGCGACUUUUAAGCUUUUGGAAUCGUAGUCAUAAAAUCUUAGACAAGGAAUUUUUCUCACCAAAGACUUAGACUCUGAUUGCCACCAAAUCUUAGACUGGCCAAGUUAAGAGUCUUGUGGCCCCAUUCACAAGAGGUAAUUUAACCCCCAAUUCCAAGUUAAGUUCUUGCCAUGCUCCAGGAAUGCUGGUUGGAUGUAAUUGCAAUGGCAGGAAGCCCUACAAUGGUUCCGUGAUUUGUUUGGCUUUUCUCCCCUUUCAUUAAAGAAUUAUACCCACUGCUUUGCUCAUAUCCCUAAUCCUGGUAAGUUACCAGAGUCCCGUCAGCCCCUUUGAAUUUCAUCUUAUAUCUCCAUUGACAGAUGGGGAACAGACAAAAGUGCAGUUGCCUUAGAGAUCAUCCCUCCAGCCUCCUCAUUAUGCAGAUGGAGAAGUGAGAGCCACUGAAGGGAAGUGGCUUGCCCAGAGUCACGUUGCCCAUCCUCCUCACCCCUGUACUUCAGACUUACUUUCAUCAUUUUUCAGGUUUGGAAAAAUACUAAUAAAUUUAUUAAUACUAAAGCAUUAGUAGUUGAUAAAGGUUCAUGUGUCACUUUCCAUUGGGACAAUGCUCUAACUAAUGGUGAUUGUUCCAGUUUGCCAAUGCUGCCGUUAAGCAAAAUACCAGAAAUGGAUUGGCUUUUAUUAAGGGGGGUUAUUUGGUUACAAAGUUACAAUCUUAAGGCCAUAAAGUGUCCAAGGUAAGUCAUCAACAAUCGAGUACCAGGAGGCAUCUCAGCAGCCGGCAGGAGCAGUACACACGGCCUUGUCCACUGCUCCCCCCAGCCCACUCCCAUCCCUUCUCCACCCAAGACCUGUGACUUUCUCUAGAUUCAGACCCUAUCCCUUUCCCUUUGCUCCUGCUUCCCCAGACAGACAAACCAUACAAGGUGGUUUGCUGGCAAAAUGUGAAGUUGUUCCCCCAGGCUCCUGGAUUGUUUGCUCCCUUCCUGUUUUUCAAUCCCCAAAGUCAUGCAUUUCUCUCCCCAUGGCUUCCCCCUCCUAUCAAAACCUUUUCAAUAGACUAACUUUCUGAUAAUCUCAUUCACAUUAAUGGUAUAAAUGACUAAUAAAGACCCACUAUAUAAGCAACAAAAGAAAAAAUAGAUAAAUGAGACCUCAUCAAAAUAAAAAAUUUUGUGCCUCAAAGUACUUUAUCAUGAAUGUAAAAUGACAACCUAUGUAA